AUGUCAGCAACCAGAAAGGAGGCCGAGGUGUUCAGCUGGUGGCGGCUCUCCCCGCGCACCACUUGGAGCAGCAGCAUCUGGGUGCAAGGUAAGAAGAACCCACCUGCUGAGGACACAGUCGUGCUAACACAUAUGAAGAUAUUGAGCAGUGAAGGAAUUCAAAAUCCAGGGUUAAUCCCUGAGCCUCCAGAUGAAACAGACUGCACAGAAAAAUCCUCUCUCUCUGGCGUCAGCCUCCCACCGGACAGCCAGGGAAACCUGAAUGCAGCAGCCACGCCAGCAAAUCCGGAUUAUGCAGAUACCCAGGCGAGCACAGACUAUGUAGCCACACUGCCUGACCUCAGCACCUUUGAGCCCAAGUGUCGACUUCACAGAUUUUCCAAAUUUGAAUCAGAGGACUCGGGGGUUGAACUGCCUAGUGGGGCUAAUUCUCCAUCAACGCCAACAGGUUCAGAGAAGAGCUUUGUGCUUCACAGCAGAGACUCAUUUUGUGACUCUGGGGUGCUUAGCACCUCUUCUUCUCCAGAGAUUGACCAUCUGAUAAUGCGAACAUGUAAAGAGCGGGUCAGAAAAGCUAGUCACCAUGGCCCAGAGAGUGAAAAGCAAGCUGAGUACUGCAGCCAGGAGGUAGAUGCUGUGCACGUCCCUACAACUUCCCCUGAAGACUUCUGUGUUCCUCAGGAAGGAGGAAGUCCCAAACAGCAUUUUGACCAAAGUGAAAGGCAAUCUCUGGAAAAACAACCUACCCAAGAAACGGACCUUCCCAGGGAAAACACACUUUCUAACCCAGCAACUUCAGAAGAGACAAAGACAAUCGCUGAGCAUUACCCGGAGACCUUUGGCAGUGUGCAAGACCUUCAGGUCUGUGAACAUCAGCUGAAAAAGUACCCCACAAGUGACAGUCUGGAUGAAUACAUGGAUGAAUGCUGUAGACUGAGCGAGGUGAACCAGGGGAACAGCAAAGCCCUGGGAUCUGGCCUGGGAUACUUGGAGCACAUUUGCCAACUGAUUGAAAAGAUUGGGCAGCUACAGGAGCACAAUUUGCGGCUCCAAAAGCAGGUGUGCAGCUUGCAGAAAGAGCAGAAGAUGAGCCAGAUAAAGGAGGAGUACCUUCUGCAACAUUGCUCCUGUGGAGCUGCCAGCGUCUUCCUCAACUCGUACCAAGAGGUGAAGCCUUUUUUUACUGGGAGGAGCAGACCUCACAGCCUCUUGAUUCAGACUGGAAACCCUUCAGAUCUUUCCAUCAUUCCAGAAAUAGGAGGGAACACUGAAAAGCUGAGCAGCUGCAGUGGAAAUGAGAGAUACCUGGAAUCAGGAAACAGCCAGCUGAUGGCAGGGCUCAGGAAGUCGUCAAACAAUAGGAGCAACAAGGAAAACGAGUUCAGAGAAGCCUGUGGCACAGCUGAGGGACAAGCUUUUCCAUCAAAGGAUGCCACAGUAAGAAAGGGUCUGGACAUCAGUAAGAACAUCUCGAGUGAAAGUCAUGCUUGGGGAAGAGUGAGAGAUCUUAUGAGGAAGACACGGCUGAGAAACCAGAGCAAGCUGGGGCUGUCCUCCGCUGCUCUGAAGAUGUCCUGCCCACAGCUAUACAGGCCAGAUAUUAUGUCUUCAGAGCUGAGAAAAACUGAGAGGAACUCCAUGAUUGUUCUGGGACAAAAUACAAAGAAUGAAAACAUAUGGCCUUUCUGAUAACACAAAUCAAAUGG
This is a messenger RNA of Tinamus guttatus (white-throated tinamou), 1706 nucleotides long. NCBI's taxonomy places the organism in Eukaryota, Metazoa, Chordata, Aves, Tinamiformes, Tinamidae. The record is from RefSeq and is a predicted model, not a curated record.